Molecule: messenger RNA, 2935 nt
Organism: Anoplopoma fimbria (sablefish)
Lineage: Eukaryota; Metazoa; Chordata; Actinopteri; Perciformes; Anoplopomatidae
Product: membrane-spanning 4-domains subfamily A member 4D-like
Exons: 7
Coding region: 869-1459 (196 amino acids)
Cellular component (GO): membrane
Source: RefSeq, a predicted model, not a curated record
GUACUGUAUUUAUAUUAACGGGAUUCGAACCCGUAUCAUUGAGUGGGAAAACAUAAUGGGUGGACAAAGAACUGUCCCAUUACACUACGUCCAAAACACAGACAUCAGUCAGAGACAUAGGAUAAAUAUAAGGUCAACACAGUCAGCAGUCGCUCUUUAAAGCACAAAGCAGCCAGAUCAACUUGUGACCCUGUCCGUGUACUUCGGUGCAUUUUUGAAUUAUGCUGGUUUCCAACAUAAAUACGCGGCUCUUUGCAAUCUGUUAAUUCAAAAUGUCAUUGUAGUGCUUCAAAUCAAUGAUACAGAUGUUUGUGAUGUUGUCAUGAGCUAUAUUACACAAUGCUCCAUGGUACACGGCCAGUGAGGUCACAAGUUGAUCUUACUGCCCUGUGCAGUUUUGGAGUGACUGCUGACUAUUUUGGCUUCAUUUUUUCUUACAACACAUUUCUCCACGCUGAUCGUGGUGUAGUUGUAUUACCUCUGACCAUUAACAGUUUUUCCACACAAUGAUGUGAGUUCGAACCCUGUUAUGUUUUUUUCUUUUUUAUUAUUACUUUAACGGUGCUACAAAGUUUUUCCGCGUGAAACAGUUUUACACAAAACAGGCUCCAAACAAACGAGUGUGGAUGGAGAUCGUUUUUGUUUUAAAACCCCGGUUUAAAAUGAAAACAAAGUUGUGUAGACAGGGCCAGAGGAACCGCCUCAGCCUGUAACUUGCAAAAGCCUCAGCUCCUCCCUUUUUAAUGAAAAAAAAAGCAAGUCUCAAAUUUCCCCACUUCCUCUUUCCACCCACAAUAUUCCUUUCCCGUUAUCAUUCACACUGCUUCUCUGCAUGAAAAACUAAACACAAGCCUAACACAGUGUGGCAAUGGAGGAAACUGAGUCAACAACCAGAGACAGAACAACAGGACAUGAUGGGAAUCAGGCGGCAGACAACAUGCUACUGAUGUCCAGCAAACCUCUGCAUCGCUUCGUUCAAAAAGAGCCCAAAAGUCUCGGGAUUGCCAUUCUCAUCUUUGGCUGUGCAGAGAUACUGAUGGGAUUUUUGCUGGCCAAAUCAUCUGAGUACACUUCUUAUGUAAUCUACACCCCCUUCUGGCAGGGAGCUCUGCUUCUUCUCUGUGGAAACCUGUCCAUCUACACUGAGAUACAUCCAUCAAAGAAGAUGGUGACUGUAUGUUUGGCUAUGUAUGUGGUUUCCCUUUUUGGACUUGUGAUCUCUAUUGGCCAACGGAUUAGCAUCUUUGGCUAUCUCAGCCACUUUGGGACGAGAGGAUUUCCAUACAGCCAUGUGAACCAGCUGUUUGGUAUUGAAGUCAUAUUGUUCACUUCCUCUCUGUGUGUGUCGGUGCUUCUCAUCUUCUUGUGUGCCGUUGCGCGGUUAGCUCUGAAAUCCACACGCACCCAGGUCAUCAUCCAGCACAUCCAACAUCCACUGAGCGAAACAACAUCAAACUAAUCUCAGCCUUUUACGGUAUUAUUACAAUUACUAACACUGGUUUCCUGCAGCGCACCUAACCUGUGAACAUGUCCUCAUAGUGUACAGUAAAGUGUAUCACACGUGGAUGGUCCACCACCUAGUGGCCUAUAAAGCUCAUACGCAUCUAUUUUUUGUUACCUACAUCUGCACUAAGCUUCAUUCUACAGUCUGUGUAGCUGCAGUAAAGAAUGCAUUACUGAACCACAUUAUUUUGCUUUUGGUAAAGUUUGCUUCAGAAUCAAAGUGAUUUUUGUUGUCGUAUGGGAGAGGAAAUAUUUGACAUGCACUUAACAUUUAACAAAUGUACUUCCUGUAUGGGUCCUAUAGUAGUGAACACAGUUAUGGUACAAUGUGAAUAAAAGCCUCAAGGAGAACAGGUCUUUCAUACUGUUACUGAUAUCUAUCAAUUAGGUCAAUUGCAUUCUCUCUAUGAUAAUAUUAUGUCACCUAACAACACUGGUCAGGGUUCAAUGUUAAAGUUUUUUUUUUCCACUUGCCUGAUCAGAAAUCCACUUGCUCACAGUCAAUUUUAACUUUUCCCUUUACAAACUAUUUUAGGAACUAGCGGAAUGAAAUAACAACAAAUACCUAAGUUAUUUGUCAUGUUAAAUCUUGAAUUAAGUAAAUUAAUCUGGAGUUUUCCCCACAUCUUCUAACACCACCAAACACCUGUGUCAAGGAUAUUUGACGUGCAAAUGUCAGUGUCGAAAUAUCCAUUCUACCAACUUAUUAAGUAUGCCAGUAAAGUGUGUCAGUAGAGUGUCCCAAUAUAUAGUGUCCCAAAUGCAACCACACAAUCCUCAAGGCACCAGAUAUAUGAGCAAGAGCAAUCAAAGUUCAAGGUGCAUUUAGGCGCACAAGUAGUAUGUCCCAAUUAAAUGCAUACUGCUCGCAACAGUCCCUACUUUGUAAGUGCAGCUACAGUAUGUACGAAACGUAAAAAGAAACAGUAUUCUAUUUGGAACGCAGUGUUUGUCUUUAGCCACAAAUUAUUCACCAAUGUGCAACUCUCAACAGGAGAUGACUACAUUUCCUGCAUUAUUAUUACAGUUUGUUCAGUAUAUGGGCAUUGCAACUUUUGAUAAUCAAUGUGAACCUCUGUAUACACUUACCUGCAGAUAUUUUACAGUGGGAUAUAUUUUGCAGAUGUGGGCUCCGUGAUUUGUUAACAGGACAGCGCUUACGUGAUUGCAAUUUAAGAUUUAAAGUAUAUUUUGCAUACAUUUGGCUUGUAAUAUUCUUACAGACAUCCAUCAAGUAUAUUGUUCAAAGUGUAUGACUUAAUGUAUAUGGUGAUAUGUGUUCAUCUACAUGACUGUGAUAUGAAGAGCCUGCAACUAACCGGUUACAUUGUGAAUGUGUGCAAAACACAGAUUUAAUUUUAGCUUAUCAGGUACAAUAAAUGUAAUGUAUAUUGUCUUUGUUAAAUGAACAAUAAAAUUAUAAUUUUUUAAA